Molecule: messenger RNA, 2669 nt
Organism: Nerophis lumbriciformis (worm pipefish)
Lineage: Eukaryota; Metazoa; Chordata; Actinopteri; Syngnathiformes; Syngnathidae
Source: RefSeq, a predicted model, not a curated record
UGUAUAACAUUUUUUUACUACUUCUUAUAGAUUUGAUGUAAAUAAUUAUGUUUACUUCAUUUGUAUAUUUCUCAUAGUUUUGAUGUAAAUAAUUGUUAUAUAAUAUAUUGCACUACAUGAUGACAGAUCAGGUAGGUUGCUAUGGUGACUGCUAACGCCACAAGUCUCCAUGGUUACUGACAACAAAAGUGAGACUAUAAAGCACAGAGCCUAGAAUGUGGGUGAGUUCUGGAAUGUCUGCUGUUUUUCCACAAUGGAUGGCACCUUAUAUUCCAUAAUUGUGUGUGUAAAAGCCUACGUAGCGACUGGGAAAGCGUUGGCAUUUGGGUGAGGCGGACAUGUGUGCAGGAUAGAAGACACCAGGGAGAACAAGAUGAGGUCCAGUUUUACCAAUAACACCGUGGCCAAGUUAGAACAUGAUCUCUGCGAGCUCCUCCGUGACAUAAACGACUACCAGAGGGAAGGCCCGCCUAUCCACUGCAUCAGGGCCGGGGUCCUGGGCUACCACCGCGAGUCUGACAAGCCCCGACUGGACUUGGCGGACAUGGAGUCAGAGCCUGCAUUAGAGUGGCUGGGGAAGUGCGAGUACUGCCACAGGACGGCCUGGCCUCUGCUGGACAUGAGAUGGGAAGAAGAGAUGGAGACGCUGCCAGGCUUCUGUUGCAUCGAGCGCCAGAAAUUGUGCAUGGCCCUGGUCCAGAAGAGGCCCUCGGUGGAGGCCGAGCAGGAAGAGGAGCCCACCAUGGCCAGGCCGGGACGAGACAAGUCCGCCAUGUACCUGGCGGACGCGCUGCUGCGAGAGAAGAAAGCCCGCAGCAUGAGUCUGGAGAUGCAACGAGGGCUGAGAGAACGCUCAGGAUGGAAGAAGGACGAUGACGGAGUCAAUCGGUCAGCAGAACCCCCCUUCGAAACAACAAACGUCCUCAGCUUCCGACUUGGUGCUGCAGAUCAAGAGUGCUGGGUGGUCAACCGCAACCUGAGGGAAAAUGAAAAUGUUGUGGAAGAGGAGGAGGAAGAGAAGGAGUUGACCUGCGACCACAAGCCAACUCCUUUUGGCAUCUGUCACCAAAAGGAUGGCAAAUUUCAACAGAAGUUUUAUUUGAACGGCAAGACCUUUGUCAACAUGUUCCCGGAUGGCUCAGCUCAGCUCUUUUACCCUAGCGGCCAUGUGGCUCUCAUCGUGGUGGUCACCAAAGACAAAGGAAGGGCUUGUGUAUUGUAUGAUGAAAACCUCAGGACGCCCCAUCGACCCAUCCGAGCCAUCUUCCAGUCUAAUGGCAUGGCCACCUGUUACCACAAAAAUGGAAACAUAUGGUUGAGCCUUAGUCGAUUAGGUGGUCAGUGUUUGGAUGAGACCAGCGUCAGAGUUCGUCGCUGGACCUGGAGAAACCUUCCUCCGCCUCACCUGCCUCCCCUCUUCCUGUCCAUCAAUAGAAAUUUUGGGCUUCGAGUGCUGGCCAAGGACCAAGUGUUUGUCUCUUUCCUGGCUAACGGUCAACAGGCCAGGUGUAGCGUGGGUAGCUGCAGCGUUCAGUGUUCAACGUUCCCACAGUGUAAAUGCACAAAAGCGAGACCUUCCCGUGGACUAUCGGUGCUGAAGGAUGAGCUCUUCGUGCUGGCCGCCAGAAUAAAGAUCCACUUGUGUAUCUACCAUCUCAACUGGAGCCUCAUAGCGCCGUUGCAUCAGAAGACCGUUCCGUCCCCGAGCAUCUGUGCUUUUGGCAAGCGGCUUCUGGAGGUCAGCGCGAACAUGUUGAUGAGUCAGCAUGAGCGCAUCUUCAUCCAGGGCUGCCUUCAGGACUGUCUCUAAACGGCACUCAAGAGAAGACCACUGCUUUCAUAGUCACAAUAGCUUUAUUCAUUGUAUCUCCAAGUUCUGCAAAUAUAAAAAUUAUUUGGAAAUAACAGCAAAACAAUGUCUCCAAUAUUAUUUAGACAACAGCAUGAUAAGAUGUGCACUUCUACAGGGCAUUAGCUAAUGUUUAUUAUUAAUUAUUAAUUCUACACUUGGCUCAGUGGUACAAAUAUGACAAUUGAAUUAGCACAAUCAAUAAGAUAUGACCGGUUAGAGACUACUGAAUAAAACACCCACGAGAGCCAAUCUCUCCUAAUCUGAUGUCUGCUUGGGUAAGAAGGGAAAGAGAAGAAAAUGACUGGCAUGGGGAGCUGUCAAUCCCACUCUGGCGUCAGGGAUGGAGUGUCUCUAAGGGGCGUGGUGACGACGAUGGGGGCAUCCAGUCUGUGCUUGCAGUCGUCCUGCCUUCAGCACAGACCUUCAUAAACAUGGCGUCACAGCCUCAAGAGACUCCCACCUCAAACCUGGACAGGAAACACAGGGAGACUUAGAAAUAACAACUAUUUAGAUGGUCGACUUGUCAUCGGCUAUCUUAACAAGCGUACACAUAUUCAAUGGCUCUGAUUUAGCCAUCAACUUUUAAAUUCAGCUUGAUAUAUUUUUAGCCAUGUGCUUACUAACAACUAAGAUGACAAAUUCAUUAAUAUGUAUUUAUACUGUAACUAUGCUGUUCAUUAGGCUGUGACAAAAAUUUUAAAAACUGUUAAACUUUUGUUGAUUUAAAAGUAAGGACAGGAAAAGUGCAAAAUAAAACAAAUACAUUUUUUAUGUAAAAAAUGAGUCAAAUAAAACUCACUUGCUCAAAAAGUAACAA